Acanthosepion pharaonis is the source of this 2589-nucleotide messenger RNA. Lineage: Eukaryota; Metazoa; Mollusca; Cephalopoda; Sepiida; Sepiidae. The record is from the annotation of a GenBank genome assembly.
AUGAUCACCAGCAAUGACCAGCAACCACCAGCAAUGAUUACCAGCGAUGACCAGCAACCACCAGCAAUGAUCACCAGCAAUGACCAGAAACCACCAGCAGUGAUCACCAGCAAUGACCAGCAACCACCAGCAGUGAUCACCAGCAAUGACCAGCAACCACCAGCAGUGAUCACCAAUCGAUGGCCAGCAACCACCAGCAGUGAUCACCAGCGAUGGCCAGCAACCACCAGCAGUGAUCACCAGCAAUGGCCAGCAACCACCAGCAAAAGAAGUGAGAUGAAUGAUUCUGAUGAAGUGCAGAUAUUGCGGGAUAAAGUAGAGAAGCUUGAACAAGAACUUCAGGUCUCCACAGAUGCUCUACAUUUGGCACGGCAACAGCUGCAACUGCAGGACAAGCUCAUUGAGGAUGUGGACAAACUUCGAAAAGAGGUGGAACUUGCCAACAAGCGCCUGGAAGAGAGGGAUGUCCAGUUGCAGUGUUUGUUACGACAGUUGGCUCUCACACAGACAAAAUGCAACAAUCUGGAGGAAGAAAGGAAUAGAACAAUCAAUGUGGAUAUUUUACAGAAGGAUCCUAGUGCUGGAGAAAUUAACUUGGAAACAUGUCAGGAAGAAAAUGAAAAACUGAGAGAAGCUCUGAGGGAAACCAAGGAAAAAGUUGGCACAUCAAAUGCUAAGCAGAAGAGCAUGCGAAAAGAGAUUGACCAACUGACUAAAGAACUGUAUGACUACAGAAACGAGAACAAACAGAGGCAUUAUGGCUGUGAUAAAUCAACGCAGACUCAACACUUAACUGAUUAUUCAAAUGGGAACAAAACAAAAGAAACAGAAGAGAAAGUUUAUGAUUUACAUGCCAGUGAGGAACAGUUCCCUGAUUGGGGUAUGGAAAAGUUUUGUGGGCAGCACUCACUGUCAAUUGCUGACAGCAUAAAAGGUGUAGCUGAGAAAAUGGUCCAAGAGUUGGAUCUGGACAAAGAGAAAGGUCUUAAUGGGGAGAAUGCAGAUCAAGUGGGCAGUUAUCCAGACAGCUCUCUCCAAGGACAGGAUGAAGGCUCAGGAGAUAGUAGCACUUCUCAUGCUCCAGAUUCUUCCUUUGUUUUUGAUCCUUCUUCAGGAAUGUACUAUGAUUCUCAUAGUGGCUAUUACUAUGAUUCAAGCAGCACACUUUAUUAUGAUCCCCGGACAGGUACUUAUUUUUACUACAAUCAUUCCACUCAAGAAUAUGAAUUCCACUCCAAAGUGGAUUUAUCCGAGUAUAACGGUGAAACUGGUGUAGACAGUGCCAGUGACAGCUGUGCAAGUUCAACAGACUCUGAUGAAGAAAGUCAGACUGAAUCCAGUGAAUUGGAAGAAGGUGAAAUUAAAGAAGAGAAAUCACCCAAGAAAAAGUCACACAAAAACAAGAAAAAGUACCAAACUCUUGAGAAUGGAUCUGCUGUGUCUUAUCUAGUUCCAUGUGAAGACGAUCCUUACAACAGCAAAAGUAUUUCAGCAGAGCCUGUCCUCUACAGAAGUGACCAUGUGGAUGCUGAGAGUUCAGAUGUGACAAAUGAUGCUGAUUAUCAAGCAUGCAUGGAACUUUAUUCACAGAUUUCUCAUCAGAAAGACAGUUUAACUCGAAACGUCAGUGGUCCUGUUUGUCAUCAAAGACAAGAGUCAUCUGAAAUGUGGCCACCUUGUAUUCGUCUGAUUGUCACUGAAUCGAAUUGUCUUGAUGUGGGCAAGCUAUUUGUUGUUACCUGCACAGGGGCAUCCAUUGGACAACGCAAGAAAGACUUAAUCCAAGUUAAUGACAUUGGCAAAGUUGGAUUAUUCGCCAAAAUUUCCUUUGAUAAAAAGAAACAAUGUUAUACCGUGAAAGGAUACAGCAAGCACACAGCCCCUUGUGUCAAUGACAAACAAGUGUUCCAGGCUCAUGAGCCAGUGUCUUUAACACAUGAGGAUUGCCUGAUCGUUGGCCAGACAAAACUCUCUGUUCACAUUCAUGAUGGAUAUGACACGUGCGAUGGCUGUGAGCCAGGAUUAGUACAAGCCAAAUAUGCUGCUGAAAUAGAGAGUAAACAACCUGAGUGCAUGUCAGCAUCACACGAAGAGACAAAGAAAAAGAAACAUCGCAAAGAACUAAUGGAAAUAAAGAAAAAAUAUGGUUUAAAGGAUUCUGCUUAUGUUGAUAAUCAAGAGGCUCUGAAAAAUCCAAAUUAUGUUGACAAAGCUUCGAAUCGAAGAAAAACAGUUGGCAGUGACAACCCUUAUAUGAAAACUCAAACUGAUCAAACAUCAGUCCAUGAGGAAAUUUCCACAGAAAACAGAGGUCGAAAGAUGCUAGAGAAGCUGGGUUGGUCUUCUGGGCAGAGUCUUGGCAAGACCAGCUGUGGAAUUGUAGAACCAAUAACCCCAUUUGUCCGGUUGGAUCCAGCUGCUGGCUUAGGUUCUUGUGCUACAGCCAUGACGCUAAUAUCCCAGAAGGAGAAAAACUGGUUCAAUGCAAAAGCAAGAUUUGACAAAAUUGACAAGCAGGACGUUUCUGAAGUGAAACCUUCCAAAAGAUACAAGAUGUGGAUUAAAGGUCAGACAUUGAAUCCAUCCUGA